AUGGCGUCCAUGGUCUUCGUCGUUGCUCUUUGGUGCCUGGUGUGCGCCAGGGCCCAGAUAAAUCGGUCGACCAGCUCCAAUACGAGGUCGGCUUUGAACAUGGUGCAGCGUAGACUCACCGCCUCAUUGCAUAGCGGUCAAGAAGAACUCGAUGCCUUCGAAGCCGUAGAGGGCGGGACGGAUCGUGUUUGUCGCGGCAGCAGUGCCUCAGAUGACGACAAUUCCUAUUAUGUGGUGCAUGGUGGAAGCCGAGCAGCGAGCUUGGAGUCCUGUAAGAAUGCCUGUGUCGACACCAAAGGAUGCAGAGGCAUCGAGUGGAGGCCAGGACGGUGCGAAGUCUGGACGCGUGUUGGUGGCAUCCAGGCAGCCGCGGUGACCACCGGUCCUGUCUGCUUGCGGUAUGUGCCCUUUGUCCUUGCAGAGGGCAGGCUGGACCGUGCGUGCCGGGGCGGAAGUGUGUCUGACAACAACCCAGCAUACUACGAGAUCAUGACUGCAAGCUCUUUGGAGGCUUGCCAGGACCUAUGCUUGGGUUUACCAGCUUGCUUGGGCAUCGAAUUCAGCGGUACUCGCUGUGAGCUGUGGACGCGAUCUGAGCGAAUUGCCGCAACAGCUUCUCUUUCGCAGAGUGUUUGUCAGCCGUUGGCGCCAUUCGUCCAGGUGGAUGGUAACGAUCGAGCAUGCCGAGGAAGGGACGAGUUCGACAAUGAGCCGAGCUUCUUUACGAGUCAUGCCUUGUCCAUGGAAGGCUGCAAGUCUCUCUGCGCGCAAAACCCGCUUUGUCAGGGUGUUGAGAUCUCAAGCAGCGACUGCAAGGUGUGGACCCGGGCCUCUGGGAUCCAGACCACGGUGCAGCUGGCCGGCUCCGUCUGCCUCCGUGCCGGGACACUUGGAGUUCCCGAUGCGUUUCCACGGGUCGAUGGCGGCUUCGACCGAGCCUGCCGUGGCCAAUCGACGUCCGACUGGAGCCCGUCUUACUUCGUGUAUUUCAACGCUGUGCAGGCUCCCACGCUCGAUGACUGCAAGGCCAGGUGCCUGAAGAACGCCGAUUGCAAAGCUAUCGAUUUCAGCAGCAAUGGCUGCAAUGUGUGGACACGACCCGUCACCACCUCAAUCAGCUUCAGCGGAUCCACCUGCUUGAGCUAUGAACCCUUCGUGGGCAUUGAUGGGGGAGAGAAACGUGGCUGUUUUGGUGCACCUCCGUAUCAAAUCAAGACCUUGACUUUUCCACCCGCAGAGAUGGCCGACCAGUGCAAGCUUGAGUGUGCGAGAACCCAAGCAUGCCAAGGCAUCGAGUACAGCAGUUCCCACUGCAGCAUUUGGACAUCCAACAUCUCAGGAAGCUAUUCCAGCGAGACCCGGACCUGCUUAAGGUAUCAGCCUCUCAUACCAGUCGGCGGUGGCUUAGACAGAGCUUGUAGUGGCAUGGACCCCACUGAUGCCUGGCCAAGCUACUACAGUCUCACGAGUUCCGAGUCUUUCUCCGUGGCCUCGUGCAAGACGCUGUGCCUUUCAACCAUCGGAUGCAAAGGCAUUCAGUACACUGCAGGAAACUGUCAGGUUUGGACUCGGCGCGGAGGCAUCCAGUCUUCCAGGGAUCAGAGUGGUUCCUUGUGUCUGCGCGUGGGUGCCGGGGACAUUUGGGAAGAUGCCAGCGCCUUCAUGCCGAUGGAGGGCCACACUUGCGGCGGCGAGGGAUUGACGGCCCUCGUGCACGGGCCUGAGAGAGCCGGAUCUUUGCAAGAGUGUGAGUUGAGAUGUGCAUCCAUGCCUGGUUGCAGAGGGGUCGAUUUCGGAGUAGGAGGAUGCAGGACCUGGCACGGGUCUGGAGUGGUCAUGGCAGUUGCAGAGCCGGGGUCGACUUGCCACAGCUUCCUGCCGUUUCGUGACGUGGACGGCGGCGAAGGCCGCGCUUGCCGGGGUGUAAGCCCAGAUGAUGUGCAGAGCUCGUACUACCUGCAGCGCUCUGCCGCAUCGUUGCAGGACUGCCAGGACCUCUGUGUGUGGCAGUCUGAGAGCGAUGUGACAAGCUGCAAAGGCGUCUCUUACGACUCGGUCUCCGGCACCUGCCUCGUGUGGACUCUCGCAAUCGGGGCCACCGCGCCAGAGAGUCCAACGUCGGUCUGCCAGCGCUACGAGCCUUUCGUGGAGAUGGGCCGGGACCGGGCAUGCCGGGGGUCUCACUCUCAAGAUAUAUCUGACAGCUACUACACCUCUCAGAACUCGUCCGAAGCUCCAAAUCUGGAAGCAUGCCGUGUCCGCUGCCAACAGUCCUCCAGCUGCAGAGGAGUCGAGUUCGGUCCCGAUGGCUGCAAGAUGUGGAAUCGGGACGUGCGGGCAACAGCCGAAGCGUUUGGUUCCAUUUGCCUUCGGUUGGCGGUGCAGCGGCUGGAAGAGGUCGCUGAGUCGGCGGACGCCUUCCAACCGGUGGAGGGCGGCAGCGGGCGUGCAUGCCGUGGGGCCGACAGCACCGACAGCAGCGCGGCGUACUACGACUACUACCACCCUUCA
This is a messenger RNA of Symbiodinium sp. CCMP2456, 2511 nucleotides long. The record is from the annotation of a GenBank genome assembly. NCBI's taxonomy places the organism in Eukaryota, Dinophyceae, Suessiales, Symbiodiniaceae.